ACCUCCCCUUUAACGGCGGCAACUCCGCGCUCGCUCCGCUGACCCCACGGCGGCUGCCGCUGCUAACUGCAGCUCCCGCAGCCCUCGCCGCCGCCGGCCUCGGGCAGCUGCAUCCCCGCCCGGGCUGGGUCCCCGCCCCGCCCCGCCAUGGUGUCCUGGAUCAUCUCUCGCCUGGUGGUGCUCGUCUUCGGCACCCUGUACCCAGCCUAUUCCUCCUACAAGGCCGUGAAGACCAAAAACGUGAAGGAAUAUGUCAAGUGGAUGAUGUACUGGAUCGUCUUUGCCUUCUUCACCACAGCUGAGACACUCACGGAUAUAAUACUGUCCUGGUUCCCCUUCUACUUCGAGCUCAAGAUUGCUUUCGUGAUAUGGCUGUUGUCCCCUUACACCAAGGGCUCCAGCGUUCUCUACCGCAAGUUUGUGCAUCCUACACUGUCCAACAAGGAAAAGGAGAUCGACGAAUACAUCACACAAGCCCGAGACAAGAGCUAUGAGACCAUGAUGAGGGUGGGCAAGAGGGGCCUGAACCUGGCUGCCAACGCUGCAGUCACAGCUGCUGCCAAGGGCCAGGGCGUGCUGUCCGAAAAGCUGCGGAGCUUCAGCAUGCAGGACCUGACCCUCAUCCGAGAUGAGGACGCAUUACCACUGCAGGGGGCCGACGGCCGCCUCCGACCCGGCCCCGGGGGCCUCCUGGACACUAUCGAGGACUUAGAUGACCCUGGCCUGAGUGUAAGGUGUAGCACAAGCCAGGCAGAUCCCCGGACAGAGACCUCAGAAGAUGACCUGGGAGACAAGGCGCCCAAGAGGACCAAAUCUAUCAAAAAAGUGCCCAAAGCUGAGCCAGUGGCUCCCAAGACGCUGAAGACCCGACCCAAGAAGAAGAGUUCUGGAGGGGGCGACUCGGCUUGAAGUCCUCACCUGCCCCCACCCCUGCAGCUGUAGGGCGAUAGCAUUGGAGGCAGCUCCACCGCGGGCCACUGGCCCACGUGUUUCAGACCCGAGACCCCCCACUCCCCGCGGACUCUUCCUGCAGAGGAGGGGGGGCGCAGCUGCAGGGAAGCCAGCGGCUCAGCCCUUGAGGAGGUGGGGGCUCUUGGGCCAGCACUGCUCUUCUCGCCGCUCCAGCCCCGCCCCGCCCCGCCCCGCCCAUCCAGUGCCUUGCUGAAGACCAUGGCCAUCCCCCCCCUCUGGGGCCUGACAUCCCCUCCUCUGGGGCCUGACAUCCCCUCCUCUGGGGCCUGACAUGCAGCCACAGCUCUGACUUGAACAGGGGUAGCGGCCACAGUCCAGACAGGCCAAGGAGGGGAACAAGUGGGGUAGGUCUGAGGAGGGAGGGUGUUAUUCAGGCCCAGCUGGGAGUGGAGGAAGGCACGGGCUGUAUGUGAGCAACAUGGCCCUGCCACCAGAAAGAGGUGGGAUCCCAAGGGAUACAUGCUGGGGAGGAUGGGUGACGGUGGUCCCUUCCUCCCUACUUCGGCCCUGGUCUCUCUCCCUCUUUACCCACCCCUGUUGGUCCCCGAACCUCAGAGGAUCCAGGCCCUCGACAGAAGGACGCUCCAAGGGGCCUCCCCACCGCUGGCUCCAUCCUUGAUCUAGUUUACGCAUCCGCGCCCCUAGGCUGGGCUCCGCCACUGUCGAGGUCCUGCCAAGCUGGCCCCUUCCUCUCCUGUCAAAGGGGACCUAACUAGUCACUGGGUCCCCUUCCUGUGCCAAGCAAACCCCUCCCUGCCAGAGCCAACCCGGACCCCACCCCUGGGCCCUGGUUCUGCCAGCUUCAUCUAGGGCCAAGCAGAAUCUGGGAAGAAGGAAGAGAAAGGAGGAGCCGAGAGGCUCCCGAGUCUGUGGUGCCCACUGGAUGAGCCAAUAAACGAAACUCUGUCACCUCCUUCA
Molecule: messenger RNA, 1890 nt
Organism: Mesocricetus auratus (golden hamster)
Lineage: Eukaryota; Metazoa; Chordata; Mammalia; Rodentia; Cricetidae
Gene: Reep2
Product: receptor accessory protein 2
Exons: 8
Coding region: 148-909 (253 amino acids)
Biological process (GO): endoplasmic reticulum tubular network organization
Cellular component (GO): endoplasmic reticulum tubular network; endoplasmic reticulum membrane; cytoplasmic microtubule
Molecular function (GO): taste receptor binding; microtubule binding
Source: RefSeq, a predicted model, not a curated record